AUGUCCAUCAGCAUCACUGACUUCGCCUUUGACUUGUAUCAUCACUUUUGUUCUUGGUCCCAAACCUCCAACAUCUUAUUCUCCCCAGUGAGCAUUGCCACAGCCUUUACAAUGCUCUCCCUGGGAACCAAGGGCAACACUCACAAGCAGAUCCUGGAGGGGCUGAAGUUCAACCUCACAAAGAUGCCUGAGGAUCUCAUCCAUGAAUGCUUCCAUCAUUUCCUCAAUUCUUUCCACCAGCCACAGAUAACUACUGGCAGCAGCUUUUUCCUUGACCAGAGUCUAAAGCUGGUGCAGCAAUUCAAGGAGGAGAUAGAGAAGAUGUAUUACUCAGACAUAAUGCUCAUCAACUUCACAGACAACAUGGCUGCAAGACAGAUCAACAACUACCUGGAGCAGAAGACUCAUGGAGAAAUAGUGGAAGCGAUGAAGGAUCUAGAGAAAGACACAGCUUUUGUCCUGAUGAAUUAUAUUGCCUUCUAUGGCAAGUGGCAAAGUGAGUUCUCUGUGGAGCACACUGUGGAAGAGGACUUCUAUGUGGAUAGUGACACCACCGUGAAAGUGCCCAUGAGCCACUGCCGUGGUCAAUUCUUCCUGUACCGGGAGCUGGAGCUUGACAGCUGGGUGAUGGUGCAUCACUACGUGGGGGACACCACUGGUUUCUUCUUCCUGCCUGACCUUGGGAAGAUGCGCCACCUGGAGACAUCCUUGAACCACAGACACUUUGAAAAUAUCUUGAGAAACAUGGCUUUAAGGUCUGCGGAUGUGUACUUCCCCAAACUGUCCAUCUCUGAAACCUAUGACCUGAAGACAAUGCUGACCCAGAUGGGCAUCACGCAGGUCUUCAGCAACGAGGCUGACCUCUCAGGGGUCACAGAAGAUGCUCCCCUGAAGCUCUCCAAGUCUAUACAUAAGGCCAUGCUGACCUUUGAUAACGAAGAGAUGGAAGCCUCAGAAGAAAUUAAUUUGGAUGCUAUGACAAGAACACUGCCACCCUCUUUGUCCUGGACCCUCUUCUUGCUGCCAGGCCUGUGCUGCCUGCUCCCCAGCUCCCAGGCUGAAGACAUCCUGCAGGAGGGCGCUUCUGACUAUGGCAACUAUCAGGAGCCUUCACACUGCCAGAAGGUUGCCCUUACCAUCGCCAGCUUCUCCUUUUCCUUACUCUGA
Jaculus jaculus (lesser Egyptian jerboa) is the source of this 1167-nucleotide messenger RNA. RefSeq names its product alpha-1-antiproteinase-like. The transcript has 5 exons. The record is from RefSeq and is a predicted model, not a curated record. NCBI's taxonomy places the organism in Eukaryota, Metazoa, Chordata, Mammalia, Rodentia, Dipodidae. Gene Ontology annotation, molecular function: serine-type endopeptidase inhibitor activity. Gene Ontology annotation, biological process: negative regulation of endopeptidase activity. The coding region runs from base 1 to 1167 and encodes 388 amino acids.